This is a messenger RNA of Drosophila suzukii, 1280 nucleotides long. RefSeq names its product odorant receptor 22a-like. Gene Ontology annotation, biological process: detection of chemical stimulus involved in sensory perception of smell; sensory perception of smell. NCBI's taxonomy places the organism in Eukaryota, Metazoa, Arthropoda, Insecta, Diptera, Drosophilidae. Gene Ontology annotation, molecular function: olfactory receptor activity; odorant binding. The record is from RefSeq and is a predicted model, not a curated record. Gene Ontology annotation, cellular component: plasma membrane.
ACAUCGCAAAAAUGUUAGCCAAAUUUUUUCCGCUCAUCAAGGAAAGGCCUUUAAACGAACGUGUUCAAUCGCGCGAUGCUUUUAUUUACUUGGAUAGGGUUAUGUGGACCUUGGGCUGGACAGAACCUUAUGAAAAAAGAUGGGCAGCGGUUUACAAGGUAUUUUGCUUUCUCACAACCAUGGUAUGCUUUAUCUUGGUGCCGAUAUCGAUUGUCGUGGAAUAUGUUCGACGUUUCAAAAGUUUCUCUGCUGGAGAGUUCCUCAGUUCUCUUGAGAUCGGGGUCAAUAUGUAUGGAUGCUCCUUUAAGAACACCUACACCUUGCUUGGUCAGAGGAAAGUGCGUAAAGCAAAACUGAUACUGGAUCGCCUGGACGAAAGAUGCCUUCGGGAUGAGGAGAAAUCACUGGUGCAUCGCUAUGUGGCCCUAGGAAACUUUAGCUACGUGGUGUACCACACGUGUUACUGGGUCUUUGUGAUCACCAACUUCAUAGGUUUUCUGCUGAUAGGUCAUCAUGCUUGGCGCAUGUUUAUUCCGCUGCUCAAGUCGGAUGAGCAUUUCCUGAUAUCCAGUGUUGCGGAAUUUUUACUAAUGCUCUACGUGGUGACCAUGGCUCAGUGCUCGGAUGUUUGUCCCACGGUCAGCAUGCUGAUGGCUCGAUGUCACAUCCUACUGCUCCAAAAACGGGUGUUGCGUCUUCGAUCGGAUCCGGGGAAAGGAGACGAUGAGGACUUGGAGGAACUGGCCAAGUGCAUCCAGGAUCAUCAUUUGAUAUUGGACUAUGUCAACACACUGCGACCUGUCUUUUCGGGAGUCAUUUUCGUGCAGUUCCUGCUGAUUGGCGUAGUCUUGGGCCUCUCGAUGAUCAACGUAAUGUUUUUCCUAUCAUUUUGGACCGGUCUUGGAACUUGCCUCUUUAUGUUCGACGUUUGCAUGGAGACAUUUCCCUUCUGCUACCUCUGCAACAUGAUUAUCGAUGAUUGCCAGGACCUCUCUGACAGUCUAUUUCAAUCAAAUUGGACGUCUGCCAGCCGUCGCUACAAAUCCACUUUGGUUUAUUUCCUUCACAAUCUGCAGCAACCCAUUAUCCUCACGGCAGGUGGAGUUUUCCCGAUUUGCAUGCAGACAAAUCUAUCUAUGGUUAAGCUUGCCUUUUCUGUAGUUACUAUUAUAAAGCAAUUCAACUUAGCCGAAAAGUUUAAAUAGGCAUACAUUUUAAAUCGAUAUAGUCUUGUAAUGAAAUUACUUUGUAGAACUAUGCAAAAUUAAUAAAUAGCAAUA